AUGUUUAAAUCUUCCUCUUCGUCGUCGUCGACCAUCGUCUGCUGGGAUGAUCCAGUGAUAAUUUACAAAAUUCUUCAAUUUCAUCAUUACAAUGAUUGGAAUGAUUGUAAAUUAUUUACACUGUGUACCAAGUGGAAUCAUGUGUUCUUUUCCGAGUACUUGGCUUUUUGUUACAUCCAAAAUAUAUUUCAAUUGAGUUCGGAACAAGUGAAGAUACUUGAAUUUACCUUGACAACAAACUUUGAUCGUAAUCAACAACGAAAAAAGAAAUCAAGAAAACGAUAUUCAUCAAGGGAUGUACAUGAUGAUGAUGAAUUGGGAUGGCAUGAAUUUCAUCAAUUAGACAGCGCUUGGAAAGUUUUAAAGUGGUACAUUAUUUUAAAAAGAAGGUCAUACUUUUAUCAUCAGACCCUUUCGAGUUUAAAUCAAUACAUGAUUCAGCCUAAUUCAUCCUUAAUUGAUGAUAUGAUCGAAAAGAUGACCUUGGAGAAGCAUCGUCUCCAAUUACAGAACGCGAAAACAAAAUUUUUUAAUACUGACUUGUAUUUAUCCGAGAAUGUUGUCAUUACUGAGUCUGUCAUUUGUAAACUGAUGAGAGGAGUUUUUAAGGAAGUGUUUAUUGAAAAUAUUCAAAACUUUGGCAAUUAUUUUCAAAUGAAUUACGUGAUAUUUCUUGGCUAUGGAUAUCCAUUGUACAUUUCCCUAACAAGAUCUACUUCUCCUGAUUACGGAAGAGAAACAUUUAGUGUGGAUAGCAAUGAUGCUUUGUGCACAAACUCGUUUUCACGUAACAGAUCGCCUUUCGAAUCAUUCUAUUCUUGGUCAAAUUCUGAACAGUUAAAUUAUCUGAAAAAAGUUGUUUUUCAAAAUAGUUUGAUUGAGUUGACCGAAGACGAAUGUGAUGGUCUUUCAAGAAGUGAAUGUUUUCAGUGUGUUCUAUAUAGAUUAUUGAACUCGGGUACAAUCGACGAAGAACGGUUUGAAAAAGUUACCAAAUCACUUGAAGGUGACAUUGUAGUAUUAGGCAUUGGUAAUGACGAUAUUGAUGAAUAA
Naegleria lovaniensis is the source of this 1053-nucleotide messenger RNA. RefSeq lists its product as uncharacterized. The coding region runs from base 1 to 1053 and encodes 350 amino acids. Lineage: Eukaryota; Heterolobosea; Eutetramitea; Acrasida; Naegleriidae. The record is from RefSeq and is a predicted model, not a curated record. The transcript has a single exon.